Messenger RNA from Phanerochaete carnosa HHB-10118-sp, 968 nucleotides. RefSeq lists its product as uncharacterized. Gene Ontology annotation, molecular function: nucleoside triphosphate diphosphatase activity. Bases 14 to 826 code for a protein of 270 amino acids. The record is from RefSeq and is a predicted model, not a curated record. NCBI's taxonomy places the organism in Eukaryota, Fungi, Basidiomycota, Agaricomycetes, Polyporales, Phanerochaetaceae. The transcript is spliced from 6 exons.
UCCCCGCGUCAUCAUGAAUUUCUUCAGGUCAUCCAAGCCCAUAGAGCUCCCAAAGCACAAUUGCGUGCUCCCGCAUGCUCUUCGUGUUCCAUCUCUCGAGAAACUAGUCGGAAAGCGCGUCGUGUUGGCAUCAAACAGCCCACGCCGGAAAGAGAUCCUCCGCACGGUUGGCCUAGAGCCGGAGAUCGUGCCUUCUACCUUUGAGGAAGACCUGUCUCAUGGCCAAUUUGAAGACCUGCAUGAGUAUCCGGUAGCAACGGCUACGCACAAGGCCGUCGAAGUGUACCAGAGGCUAGUCAGCGAAAGCCCAGAGGACAGCCCUGAUCUGGUUAUCGCUGCCGACACGGUGGUCUUAACGCACCCACCGCCCGGCUUAGACUCCGUUCCUUUUGAACACGAGGGUUCUGUACACCAGGAAGUUCUGGAGAAGCCUUCAUCGAAGCAAGAUAACCUUCGCAUGCUUCUGGACCUUAACUGUGCCAUCUGCGAAGUGGUGACUGGAGUAUCCCUUGUGUAUCCGGUGCUUGAGGCGCCUGGCUACAAGAUCAAGUCGCUCGACGAGCGGACACUAGUGCACUUCGCUGACAACCCGAAAGAGCUCCUCGAGGCCUACGCCAACAGCGGGGAGGGCGUCGAUAGAGCUGGUGGAUUUGCCGUACAGGUUCCCAAGUGCGAGUGCUUAUGCUCCUCUAUACAGGGCCUUGGCGGGUUGUUGAUCCGCAAAGUCGAUGGUGACUAUCAGAAUGUUGUGGGUUUCCCAGUCGCGUCCUUCUUCAAGUUCUUGGAAGUUCUCUGUGAAGAGGAAGAUGACUUUCUGGAAGUGUAAUGAAUGUGGUUGAGCUGUGCUUCACCUUACUACAAACCCACGGUAUCUGCACCGCAUGUAUUCAAGCUAAUACAGUCGCAUAGUUCUACAAAGUUGUAAUACUACCUCCACUACAGAACUGGUGCAGCAACAUAUUCUGCGC